UUAGCGUGGCGGCCGGGGGACGACAUGGCCUUCGACCUGGGAACGAUGACGACCAAUCCGGGCGACUCGACCUUCGACUACGCGUCGGUUGUGUCGAUCAACAUCUUCGUGGCCCUCCUCUGUGCCUGCAUCGUGAUUGGCCACCUGCUCGAGGAGAACCGGUGGCUGAACGAAUCCACCACUGCUUUAAUCAUCGGGCUGUGCACCGGAGCGGUGAUUCUUUUCGCCCGAGGAGGGAGGAACUAUGUUAUCAUGAUGUUCAGUGAAGAUCUAUUCUUUAUCUAUGUGCUGCCACCAAUAAUUUUCAAUGCCGGGUUCCAAGUAAAGAAGAAACAAUUCUUCCGCAAUUUCAUGACAAUUAUGCUGUUUGGUGUAGUAGGAACAGUGAUUUCGUUCAUCAUAAUCUCAUUUGGUGCUUCACAAGUUUUCAGAAUAAUGGAUUUAGGCGCAUUGGAAAUUAGAGAUUAUUUUGCAAUUGGGGCAAUCUUUUCUGCAACAGAUUCUGUUUGCACUUUGCAGGUGCUUAAUCAGGAUGACACACCUUUGCUUUAUAGCCUGGUCUUCGGUGAAGGUGUUGUAAAUGAUGCUACAUCCGUGGUGCUUUUUCAUGCAAUCCAGAAAUUUGAUCUGGUUCAUAUCGACAUCAAAGUUGUAAUGAAGCUUGUUGUAAACUUCUUUUAUCUAUUUUCUACUAGCACCUUUCUUGGAGCAUUUACAGGAUUGCUCAGCGCUUAUAUUAUUAAAAAGUUAUAUUUUGGGAGGCAUUCAACUGACCGAGAAGUUGCUCUUAUGAUACUUAUGGCUUACCUUUCUUACAUGCUGGCUGAAUUGUUAGACUUAAGCGGUAUUCUUACAGUAUUCUUUUGUGGAAUAGUAAUGUCACACUAUACAUGGCAUAAUGUGACACAGAAUUCCAGGGUCACCACAAAGCAUGCCUUUGCAACGUUGUCAUUUAUCGCUGAAGUUUUUCUCUUUCUUUAUGUUGGAAUGGAUGCAUUAGACAUUGAGAAGUGGAGAUCUGUCAGUGGCAGCCCUGAAAAAUCAAUUCGUAUGAGCGUAGUUCUUCUAGGAUUGGUAAUGGUUGGCAGAGCUGCUUUUGUUUUUCCACUCUCUCUCAUCGCCAACAUAAGCAGAAAUUCUCAGAAUGAUAAACUUACGUUGAAGCAGCAAGUCAUAAUCUGGUGGGCAGGUCUUAUGAGAGGUGCGGUAUCAAUUGCACUUGCUUACAAUCAGUUUAGCAGAUCUGGCCAAACUCAUCAGCAAGGAAAUGCAUUUAUGAUCACCAGCACCAUUACAGUUGUUCUUUUCACUACAGUGGCAUUAGGUUUGAUGACCAAGCCUCUUCUUCACUUCUUUCUGCCUCCAAGCACGAGACAUCUCACCAUGAGCUUGUCGUUAGAUCCUUCGAGUCAAGAGUCUUUUCUUUCUCUACUACUCAGCAAUGGACAAGCAAUAGAAGUUGAAGCAGAGAACAGUGUGCCUCGCCCAACGAGUCUCCGAAUGCUUCUUACGACACCAUCGCGCUCUGUUCAUCAUUAUUGGCGCAUGUUCGAUGAUGCCUUCAUGCGCCCGGUGUUUGGCGGGCGGGGAUUUGUUCCACUUGUUACUGGUUCACCGACCGAACGCGAUGGACCCGAUUGAGUGCAAUGUCCAUGGAUGGCAAUAAGCCAGAAGAACAGGGGAGAAACAAGAAAAGUAUAUUCGGCCUCGGUGAAUUCCAGGAUUCAUUAUAUUGCCGAUUUGCAUCAUGAACGAU
Musa acuminata AAA Group (dessert banana) is the source of this 1756-nucleotide messenger RNA. Its product is annotated as sodium/hydrogen exchanger 1-like. The coding region runs from base 25 to 1641 and encodes 538 amino acids. The record is from RefSeq and is a predicted model, not a curated record. Lineage: Eukaryota; Viridiplantae; Streptophyta; Magnoliopsida; Zingiberales; Musaceae. Gene Ontology annotation, biological process: regulation of intracellular pH; sodium ion import across plasma membrane; proton transmembrane transport. Gene Ontology annotation, molecular function: sodium:proton antiporter activity; potassium:proton antiporter activity. The transcript is spliced from 14 exons. Gene Ontology annotation, cellular component: plasma membrane.